Molecule: messenger RNA, 1850 nt
Organism: Nelumbo nucifera (sacred lotus)
Lineage: Eukaryota; Viridiplantae; Streptophyta; Magnoliopsida; Proteales; Nelumbonaceae
Source: RefSeq, a predicted model, not a curated record
AAUUAAUGAAAUUCAAACAGAGCCACAUAAAAACUUAAAGCAAUCAGAUGGAUGAUGAGGUAGACACGUAGAAGUAUGAUAAAGACGCCAAACUUAGUAAUAAAGCCUCGUAGAUGGUAGUUUGCACUUUUCUCUAUUUCUCUCUAUCUAACAACUCCAUGCGAACAGCUGAUCGAUCAGCUUGUUAGGGUAGUGCCUCAAGAUCACAAGAGAGUUUUCCUUUACAUGGACACCGUCAUCUACAACCCAAAGCCAUCAUAUUUCAUGUACUCCAACGUUAACCAACAAGGCAAUGAUCAAGCAGUAGACAUGAGAAACAACAACCAGCCUCCGGCCAGCCAAGCUUCCACCAGUCAUUCAUCAGAGUCUGCAGGCGACCCAUGUGGUCCUGGAAAAUGGGCAGCCAGGCUUCUCCGAGAUUGUGCAAAGGCUUUAUCUGAAAAGGACUCCAGUAGGAUCCAUCACCUUCUAUGGAUGCUGAACGAGCUAGCGUCCGCCUAUGGAGAUUGUGAGCAGAAAUUGGCAUCUCACUUCUCACAAGCACUUUUCUGUAAGGCCACAGAAAUGGGCGAGCUUUGCUUCAACACUCUGUCGUCUGUUGCAGAGAGGAGCCGCUCCUUUGAAUCUGCUAGGAAGAUGAUAUUAAAGUUUCAGGAGGUUAGCCCAUGGACAACGUUUGGUCAUGUAGCCUCAAAUGGGGCGAUUUUGGAAGCCUUAGAUGGGGAGAGCAAACUACACAUAAUCGAUAUCAGCAACACAUUCUGCACUCAGUGGCCUACUUUACUAGAAGCCUUGGCCACAAGGAACGAUGAGACACCCAGGUUGAAGCUGACUGUAGUGACGACGGUGAGCAUGGAGAGGUCGGUCAUGAAAGAGAUACGCCAGAGGAUGGAGAAGUUCGCUAGGUUGAUGGGUGUGCCCUUUGAGUUCCACGUUGUGAGCGAGCUAUAUCGCCUGGCAGAGCUCACCAAGGAAGAACUCGGUGUACAGGAUGAUGAGGCUGUUGCAGUGAAUUGUAUUGGGGCCCUGAGAAGGAUCAACGUCAAGGACCGAGAUGCUGUGGUUCACAUGCUCCAUACGCUUGGGCCUAAGGUGGUGACGGUGGUCGAGGAGGAGGCCGACUUCACCAGCUCCAUGGAUGACUUUGUCAAGUGCUUUGAUGAAUGCCUCAGAUUUUACGCAUUGUUUUUUGAGAUGCUAGAGGAGAGUUUUCUUCCAACCAGCAAUGAGAGAUUGAUGUUGGAGAGGGAGUGCUCCAGGAGUAUUCUUAGUGUGUUGGCUUGUGAUGAAGGUGAUGGUGGUAGCUGCAGUACUGAGGAAUCUGAGAGAAGAGAGAGGGGGAGACAAUGGUGUGAUAGGCUUAAGGAGGCCUUCUCACCAGUUGGGUUCAGCGACGAUGUGGUAGAUGAUGUGAGGGCACUCCUGAAGAGGUACAGAGCCGGAUGGUCACUUGUGCUUCCCCAAGGAGAUGAUGAUUCGGGCCUUUACUUGACAUGGAAGGAGGAACCUGUUGUAUGGGCUUCAGCUUGGAAACCCUAGACCUAUAGAAGAACCCUUCUUCUAAGACUAAAGCAGCUAGCAUACUGUCAACCGAGAGCUUAGAGUUAGGGUUGUGGGAGUGAAGUGAAGGUGGCAUAUAUUUUGGAUCGGAUCAGUUGGGAAACUUGAAGCUUGCAUGAACAUAGCUGUAUGCAUAAUUCAUCUUAUUUUUAUUCAAAUAUUCCUACGCUUGGAAUUGUGUUGGUUCUUGUUGUUGUUGUUGUUGUUUUUGUUAUCUUCUUCUUUGAAGGUGGUUGCACUUUGUUUCUUUCUUCAAAUAUACUGUUACAUCCAACUGGAUUUGUUGCAUA